AUGAAAAAAUCCCAACUUAACCUCGAAAUUUUUACUUAUUUCGGUAGAUUAAUAAUUAUUUAAUUAAAACUCUGGCUAGUUCUGCUAAAUUUAAAAUGAUUUUUUUUUCUUAUUUAUGUUGAAAAUAAUUUCCCAAAAUUUUUAAUAAAAUUAAUAAUUAUAAAAUCUCUCUUGGUGAAUUAUGAGUUAUUUGUAUCCUCUAAAAGAGGAGUGAAAAUUAUUAAUUUAGUUCGAAAUAUUUUUAUAUUUGCAGUAUUCCAAGACUUAAUUAGAAUAAUAAGUUUAAUUUCUGCUUAUAAAAGCAGAGCUUUAUCUAAAAAUAUCAAUAGCAGCUUCUUUGCUCUCGACAAGAUAUGUUUAUUGCUCUAUAAGAUUCUAUUUAGAGAAGCUAUUUCAUAG
This is a messenger RNA of Blepharisma stoltei, 399 nucleotides long. Lineage: Eukaryota; Ciliophora; Heterotrichea; Heterotrichida; Blepharismidae. The record is from the annotation of a GenBank genome assembly.